This is a messenger RNA of Mus pahari (shrew mouse), 3217 nucleotides long. It is a transcript of the gene Btla, whose product is annotated as B and T lymphocyte associated. Gene Ontology annotation, biological process: immune response-regulating cell surface receptor signaling pathway. Gene Ontology annotation, cellular component: plasma membrane. Bases 11 to 931 code for a protein of 306 amino acids. The record is from RefSeq and is a predicted model, not a curated record. The transcript has 6 exons. Gene Ontology annotation, molecular function: signaling receptor activity. Lineage: Eukaryota; Metazoa; Chordata; Mammalia; Rodentia; Muridae.
CGUGCUGGGAAUGAAGACACUGCCUGCCAUGCUUGGGACUCCUCGGUUAUUCAGGGAAUUCUUCAUCCUCCAUCUGGGCCUUUGGAGCAUCCUUUGUGAGGAACCUACUAAGAGGAAUGAUAAAGAGUGUCAAGUGCAACUUCAUAUUACAAGGAAUUCUGAAUACGAUGCCUGGACAGGAGAGUUAUUUAAAAUUGAAUGUCCUGUGACAUACUGUGUUCAUAGACCUAAUGUGACUUGGUGUAAGCACAAUGGAACAAUCUGUGUACCCCUUGAGGUUGGAUCUCAGCUACGUACUAGUUGGCAAGAAAAUCAACGGGAUCUAGUUUUCGUUCUCCAUUUUGAACCAAUACAUCUCAGUGAUGACGGGUUGUAUAGCUGUUCUACAAACUUAAAUUCUGUAGUUGUUAAUAGCCACUCAGUAACCAUCCGUGUGAAAGAAAGGACUCAAAACUAUUCAGAACACCCACUAAUAACAGUAUCUGACAUCCCAGAUGCCACCAAUGCCUCAGGACCAUCAGCCACGGAAGAGAGGCCAGGCAGGACCUGGCUGUUUUAUGCCUUGCUUCCUUUGGGGGCAUUGCUUCUGCUCCUUGCCUGUGUCUGCCUGCUCUGCUUUCUGAAAAGGAUCCAAGGGAAAGAAAAGAAGCCUUCUGACUUAGCAGGAAGGGACACUAACUUGGUUGAUAUUCCAGUCAGUUCCAGGACAAAUCACCAAGCACUGCCAUCAGGAACUGGAAUUUAUGAUAAUGAUCCCUGGUCUAGCAUGCAGGAUGACUCUGAAUUGACAAUUAGCUUGCAAUCGGAGAGAAACAAACAGGGCAUUGUUUAUGCUUCUUUGAACCAUUGUGUUAUUGGAAGGAACCCAAGACAGGAAAGCAGCAUGCAGGAGGCACCCACAGAAUAUGCAUCCAUUUGUGUGAGAAGUUAAACCUGCCACUGAGCCAGGCAGUGGGCACUGCAUGAGUGCAUGUCAAUAUCUCGGUCUGGACCUUCAGUUUCAAAUAACCUUCAACCUGGAAAGUUUCGAUUAAGAUGUUCUGUGCUGGUGCUAUCUUAAAAUUCUAUGAAGUAUUUAGUUAAAAUUUCUCCUCAAAACUUUGGGAGAUUUUUGUACAAGAUAGACUCUUCCCUGGGAAAACUCAUAUUAUGAAUAGCAGAAUAAUAGGGCAUUUAAAAUUGACCAUUCUGCACCAUGUUGUACCCAAUGUGUGAAUUCAAUAUUUUCUUUGGAACUAUCAGAGAGACUUACAGGGAAGAAAGAAGCAUGUUAUUUGGAUCUGCUCACUACACAUUCUAAAAACAGAAUGGCCCAGUUUGACUAACUAAUCAUAAAUACAGUAAUGAUUGUAUGUUCUCAGUCAGUUAUGAUAAGACAAUAUCCCAUGUCAAUCUAUAGAUAAUGCUUUAUUUUUUUUAAUGUGAAAGAAAAUCAUCUUGGAAUCAAUUCAGAAAAAUAUUAGAAAGGGUAAUUGGUAUAAUACAGAUACAGCAUAUGCCAAAUAGAUGUGGUGCCAAUGAUCCUUAUCCCCACCAAUGAGAUGCUCAUCUUUAGCUGGCUUGAUUGAGAAAGUAAGGUAGUAAAGGAUUCAUCCACAUAGAGUGAAUGGAUUUGUAAUCAAAGUAGUAGUGUUUGGAUCAAAAAGAUUAAUGCACAUGAAUGUGAUUCAAUGCUGCUGAAUUAAUAUAUGUAUGGUACGUAUCGGCCUAUGAACAAGAGUCCAUGGGAAUACAUAUUAUCAAUCUAGAUUGAACUUUUAACCCACUUUUUGCUUUACUUGAGAGCAAGUGAAAAGGGCAAUUUAUGAAAGGAGAAUCUUGAAUAUUGAGUUGAUCAGUAGGAACUGGCAUACAUUCAUUAAUGUAUGUUUUUUGAUUCUUAUGAAAUGAAUCAGGAAGAAUCCCAUGUAAUGAAGUAUGGCAUAUGGAGAUCACUCAGGUUUAAAUUCUGACAUUGCAGCAGCUCAAGAAGAUGAUUAUCAGGUGUUCUGAAUUUCUGGAUUGAGUAAUUACGUAAAAAGAGCUCAUAAUUUUAUUCAUCAGCUUGGGGCUUGAGUUCUCAGACCCUGAAACUGAAUAAUGUCAUAGUCUUAGAAUACAGCAGAUUGGGCCUGAGUUAGAAGCCACUGGAGCAAACACAUGAACUGUCUAUGUAAUUGCAUGCAUAUAUGUGGGUGUGCUUGUGCAAGGGUGUGCUAGCAUGCAAAUGCAAGAUGUGACGUCCGGAAAUGAGACAAGAGAAACCAGUCCUAUUGCCGCUCUAUUUUUAGUUUGCUUAGAAGGUGCAAAGUACUAGAGAAAAUUAGUCAUUUUUAAAGAAUGACACAUAAACUGGUGAGAAUGGAAGGGAGUUGAGAAUGUAUCACUAAACAGUGAAUGAAGAGGUUUUACUACACAGCUUUUCUCACCUUCUGCUCACCUCAGGUUCUAGUUCCCUAAAUCUAGAACAACAGACAAUGUUUUCAGACAUGCUACAACCACUUCUAGUCAAACUUGUUCAGGCAGGUGCAUUUGUAGGAAUUUAUGCAAAAAAGACCUUAGAAUAGCUGCUCAUCUUCAAAAUAGAAACAGGAAGUAUGGGAGGGGGUUGAGUACUGCACUCUGUCCCUCUUAUCAGAUCAACGGGCAACUUAAGCAAAUCUUUCAGAAUUGUCUCUGGCUUUAAAAACAAAAUACUUCUGUCUUCUCUGUUUAAAACAAUCUUUUUAAAAACAUUGUAUGUACAUGUAUAUUUGGUAUGCAUGUAUGUGUAUGUAUGGUGUAUGUGUGUGUUAUAUGCAUAUGUGUGUGCAGGAGCCAGAAGAGAAAAUCAGGUACCCUUUUCUAUUGCUCUCCACUUUGUUCUGUUAAGGGAAGGUCUCUCAUUGAACCUGGAGCUCUGCUAGCAAGCAGCAAGCCCGCGAUGGAUCCUCCCAUCCCUGACCCCCACAUUGCUAGGGGUAUAUUUGCUCAUGCCCAGCUUUUACAAGGGUGUGGAGAACCCAAGCUCAGGUCCUCAUGCUUGCAUAACAAGCACUCUCACUUACUAAGCAUGUUCUUAAUAUGUUUUAUGAUGAAAGAUGCUGCUCAGGAUUUCACCUCAAUGAACGAUCAAUUCUGUUUGUACCUUGUUUGCCAACCACAUAUCAUUUAUGCUCUUAUUCCUACUUAGUAAAUAUGUGUGUUGUAUCUCCUCGAAUAAAUUUGUUCCAGCAUUAUUUUCAUGGUUACUUAACUC